GAGACUGCACCAUGCAGGAAGCGCCAGCCGCGCUGCCCACGGAGCCAGGCCCCAGCCCCGUGCCUGCCUUCCUCGGCAAGCUAUGGGCGCUGGUGGGGGACCCAGGCACAGACCACCUGAUCCGCUGGAGCCCGAGCGGGACCAGUUUCCUCGUAAGCGACCAGAGCCGCUUCGCCAAGGAAGUGCUGCCCCAGUAUUUCAAGCAUAGCAACAUGGCGAGCUUCGUGCGCCAACUCAACAUGUACGGUUUUCGGAAGGUGGUGAGCAUCGAGCAGGGCGGCCUGCUUAGGCCGGAGCGCGACCACGUCGAGUUCCAGCACCCGAGCUUCGUGCGCGGCCGCGAGCAGCUACUGGAGCGCGUGCGGCGCAAGGUGCCCGCGCUGCGCGGCGACGACAGCCGCUGGCGCCCGGAGGACCUGGGUCGACUACUGGGCGAGGUGCAGGCUUUGCGGGGAGUGCAGGAGAGCACCGAGGCGCGGCUGCGGGAGCUCAGGCAGCAGAACGAGAUCUUGUGGCGGGAGGUGGUGACACUUCGGCAGAGCCAUGGUCAGCAGCACCGGGUCAUUGGCAAGCUGAUCCAGUGUCUCUUUGGGCCACUUCAGGCGGGGCCGAGCAAUGCAGGAGGCAAGAGAAAGCUGUCCCUGAUGCUGGAUGAGGGGAGCUCAUGCCCAACACCUGCCAAGUUCAACACCUGCCCUCUGCCUGGUGCCCUUCUGCAGGACCCCUACUUCAUCCAGUCGCCCCUCCCAGAGACGACUUUGGGCCUCAGCCCUCACAGGGCCAGGGGCCCCAUCAUCUCUGACAUCCCAGAAGACUCUCCAUCCCCUGAGGGGACCAGGCUUUCUCCCUCCAGUGAUGGCAGGAGGGAGAAGGGCCUGGCACUGCUCAAAGAAGAGCCGGCCAGUCCAGGGGGGGAUGGCGAGGCCGGGCUGGCCCUGGCCCCAAACGAGUGUGACUUCUGCGUGACAGCCCCCCCGCCACUGCCUGUGGCUGUGGUGCAGGCCAUCCUGGAAGGGAAAGGGAGCUUCAGCCCCGAGGGGCCCAGGAAUGCCCAACAGCCUGAACCAGGGGAUCCCAGGGAGAUACCUGACAGGGGGCCUCUGGGCCUGGAAAGCGGGGACAGAAGCCCAGAGAGUCUGCUGUCUCCGAUGCUGCUUCAGCCCCCUCAAGAAAGUGUGGAGCCUGCAGGGCCUCUAGAUGUGCUGGGCCCCAGUCUCCAAGGGCGAGAAUGGACCCUGAUGGACUUGGACAUGGAGCUGUCCUUGAUGCAGCCCUUGGUUCCAGAGCGGGGUGAGCCUGAGCUGGCGGUCAAAGGGUUAAAUUCUCCAAGCCCAGGGAAAUCCUGAGUUCAGGCUGCACUGCAGAGCGUUCCUUGAGCCACCCAUGCCCUCACCAUUGGGCGAGAGUGGGGAGGUUAAGAAUGGAUGUUUCAUCCUAACUGAGCAGAAGGCAGGCGGUCAGGGCUCUCCUUCCCUGAAGAAAGGAGGGGGAACCUUUCCCCUGGUGAGAGCAGUCCCACUUCUCCUAGGGAAGGACCCCACGCUCGGGGCCCCACUCCUGCUCGAUGUCCAGGCAGCCUUGGGAGGCACAGCCCUGGGCCUGCCUGGGGCUUUAACCAUUUAUAGCACUCCUGAGAGCCGGACCGCCUCCUACUUGGGCCCGGAAGCCAGU
Messenger RNA from Pongo pygmaeus (Bornean orangutan), 1671 nucleotides. RefSeq names its product heat shock transcription factor 4 (gene HSF4). Gene Ontology annotation, molecular function: DNA-binding transcription factor activity; sequence-specific DNA binding. The record is from RefSeq and is a predicted model, not a curated record. Gene Ontology annotation, biological process: regulation of DNA-templated transcription. The coding region runs from base 12 to 1346 and encodes 444 amino acids. The transcript has 13 exons. Lineage: Eukaryota; Metazoa; Chordata; Mammalia; Primates; Hominidae.